Molecule: messenger RNA, 4279 nt
Organism: Malania oleifera
Lineage: Eukaryota; Viridiplantae; Streptophyta; Magnoliopsida; Santalales; Ximeniaceae
Exons: 10
Coding region: 876-4133 (1085 amino acids)
Source: RefSeq, a predicted model, not a curated record
CUGUCUCUGCAGCAGGAAGAGAGACACCCAAUUACAGUCCAGCGCUCCUCCCCGCCCUCCGGUCGCCAGCGAAAUGAGAUUAAGCAACGCGAUCGGAACCCUAAUUUCCACUUUCACGACGCUUGAUCGUGACACUCUUUGUGGUUCUUUCUCUCUCUCUGGCUCUCUCUGCAUGAUUUAGGUAGCCUCUGCGUGGGAAACAACAAAACCCUAGUUUGGGAGUUAGUGAAUUAGAACAACACCCUGAAUUGUCCCACAUAAUAAUUGUUUGAAGCUGUUUAUAUUCAAAUUCACCAACUUUCAUCGAUAACUUCCCGUUUUAGUACCUGAAUAUUCUUGCUCGUACGCUUGAGUUAAGAAAAAGGUGAUAUAUAUUUGUGUUCGAAUCUUAAGGAUCUUCAUUGGUUGAUGAGAUCUGGACACUUAGGCAAGAGGCUAUUCGCGUGGUAUUUAAUCAUUAAUAUUUGUUGGGUUUGAUUGUAGAUUGUGGUGGAUCAAAUGGGAUUGCUUGAUAUGAGUCUGUAAAGAUCGUAUUUUAUUUUUUAUUUGAUUUAUGUUAGCCGUCAUUUAUAUAACAUGCUCAAACAUGCGGAUGUGUCACUAGUGGCGGUGAGAAGCACUAUUGUGUUGUUUGAACGUGCUAUUGCAAAUUUUGCUUGGUGUGCAUAGUGGUUAUAUCAGUGCAAUUUGUGUGUCCAUGAGCUGGAAUGCUGUGAAUAAGACAUUGAUUGGAGAUGAAGGGGCUUGGGCCUAUUUGGCGACUAACCUGUUUUUAAGCUUUGUUUAGUCAGCCUUUGUUUGUAGAACUGGAAUAAAGGUUAAGGGGGUGUCUUAAUUAGCCCACAGCGUGAUAUUCUCUUAUUAAGCAUCGCAGAAUGAGUUUAGAAAUUGAAGACCAAUGGUCACUGGAUCAGCCUCUCAAAACAGAUCACGAUCCUCAGAAGAAGUGUAAAAUUUCAUACUCAAGGGAUUUUCUUUUAUCACUUGGUGAGUUGGAUGUAUGCAAAAAAUUACCAAGUGGAUUUGACCAGUCAUUUCUAAGUGAAUUCAAUGACGCUUCCCACAAUGUACAAGAUCGGCAAAGAAUUUCUGGAAGUUUUUCAUUGCAAAGUUUCAAACGAAAUGAAUAUGGUUCAUCUCCACCGGCUAGAGAGGAUUUAAGUAAUUUCUCUCGGGGAAUCCAUGGAAGGUGGGACAAUCGCUCUAUUGGACGAAGUGAUAGAGAUAGCGACCCCCAAUCUGAUUGGGAUUCAGAUUCAGGAAGGCGUUAUGGCAAUCAAUCUCGUCGGUCUUGGCAAACUUCUGAGCAUGAUGGGCUUCUUGGGAGUGGAUCCUUUCCAAGACCAUCUGGAUAUUCUGCAGGAUCAUCAGCUCCAAAAGUUCGAGCUAAUGAUCACUACCAGCUCAACAGGAGCAGUGAGCCUUAUCAUCCUCCUCGCCCUUACAAGGCGGUCCCUCCCUCACGAAGAGAUACUGACUUGUUUAAUGAUGAAACUUUUGGUUCUUCUGAGUGUACAAGUCAGGAUCGAGCUGAAGAAGAGAGAAGGAGAAGAGCUUCCUUUGAGUUGAUGAGGAAGGAACAACACAAAGCAUGGCAAGAUAAGCAGAAAUCUAAUCUAGACCAGCCUGAAAAAAAGUCUGUCUCAGAUAUUACUGCUUUGUUUGAGGAUUCCAAAGACCAGAAGAAACUUGUCAGUGCAGACAAUGUAUUGGAUGAGUCUGAGAUACAAUUAGCUCCAAUCAAUAUUUCUGGAAAGUCUUCCUUUGUCUCCCAAGCUCCUGCACCUCGACCACUUGUACCCCCUGGUUUUACGAGUACAGUUUUAGAGAGGAAUUUUGAGACAAAACCUUCAAUCCAUCCCAUUCCAGAAGAGGAGGUAGGAAAUCUUAAACAUGAAAAUAGGGUUCUGCAUGCAAAAGAUAACCCUGCUAUAAGUGAGGCUUCUGCUAAUCAAGAGGAAAUACAGCCAGCUCAGAAAAUGGGCUUCCGUGGGCUGCAAUUUGAAUCUAUGAAUAUUCACAUUCCACUUGUUGACAAGGGAGAAAAGAUUGUGAACUCUUCGUCAGCUUCAGAAGCUUCUAGUGAGUUAAUUAGAAUGAAUAACCAAUCACACGAGAUCUCAAAUAUUUUGGAGGCUUGUGAAGCCCUAGAGGACGACGACAUUUUAAAGCUUGAGGUUGAGAAGGAGAAAGGCACUCAAUUCAUUGGUGAACCUGAUCACAAUCAGUCAUCAUCAAUCUUAGACAAGCUUUUCGGAACGGCUAUAACAGUAAAUAAUGGUUGCUCACCCAGUUUUAUUGAGCAUCAUGACAUUAAAGCAGAUGACAUGUGGAGCCCCAAUACGAGCCAAUCGUCAAAGUUUGCUCAUUGGUUUCUAGAAGAAGAAAAGAAACCAGUGGACGAUUAUUCAUCUGGCAGGUCAAGUGACUUGCUUUCAUUAAUUGUUGGGGGCGAGAAAGGUUUAUCUGAAGUGUCUGAUGUGAAAUCCACUGAGCAAAUCAUAUCAGAUUUUCCCCUAAAAAGCUCUGAACCUACAAACGAGGAUGUGACAUCUAACUUGUCAUCUGCAACAGUUGGGAUCUCUGCUCAGUUGCACAAUAUUAAUAAACCUGAGGCGAUCCCAGCAGUGCUUACAUGUGAGGACCUUGAGCAAUCAAUUCUUUCGGAAAUUGGAAAAAAUAGUUCCCCUUUGCAUCCAUCUGUGCAAGGUUCGAGGGUUCUUGAUGUAAAGACUGAGCAGCCAAACGCUGAUAUUGAUGAUCAUGCAUCCCAACAGCUUCUCUCAUUGCUGCAAAAGGGAACCAGAAUGCAAAAGAUGCCACCUUUCUCAAAUGUUUACAUGGUAUCCUCAGACAAGCUGCAUUUUCUUGAAGCAGGAAAUAUUGAAACUGCACCAAACAAUGCAAAGGAGGAAAAUGCAGAGAAAGUUCGUAGUCCUAGUAAGACACUGACUCUUGAAACUCUUUUUGGGACAGCUUUCAUGAAGGAGCUGCAGGGUUCAGUUGGAUCUGCAAGAAUUGAUGUUUCAGAGCCUCAUGGGUUAUCCUCUUCAAUGGUAGAUGAUGGUCUCUUCCCUCCUAUAGUUGAUGGAAUUGGUGGGUUGAACAAGACCAGUCAUGAAAGCAGUCUGCUAAUGUCAAGUAACAGACAAGAAACCAAUUUGGGUAUUAUAGAAGGUGAUUGGUACAGCAACUUAGGAUUCAAUGAUCAUCAGCAUGAAAUGGGAUCAAUGAACCUUGGAACUGAGGUAGGAUCCAAACUUGGUGGCUUUGAUGCGGGGGCUGACAUUAGGUUGCCUGAAGAGGAGAGCUUGAUUGUGAUUAGUGAUCCUGUCAAUCCUACAUGCUCAUCAUUUAUUUCUCCAGUGAACGCAACUAAAGCCCAACUGUUGUCCUCACCAAAUAUGCCAGUUGAAAUUGCUGAAAAAUUGGCAGCUCUAAAUGUUGUCCUUAAAGAUGAACGACAUAUGGUCAGAGGUCAAGAAGGUCCACCUUUUCAGCGUGGUCCUUACAAUUUGAUGGAGUCUGAAAUUCCACGUCAGAAUGUUUAUCCUCAAUCAUCUUCUCCGCAGUUUAAUCAUCCUCAGAUUAAUCAUGGAAGGCCAUUGUUCCAUCCAUUUGAUUCCCAUCAUAUUAAUCCUCAAUUGAAAUUCACGUCUCCAGAGAGCAUUAUCAAUCAUGAUGCCCCACCACACCAACUUCCUGCAAAUAUGCUUCGGCCUCAUUUCCAACACCCUAAUACUGGGCUAUCAGGAUUUGAUCCUUCCGGUCAUCAUGCAAUGCUACAGCAGAUGCACAUGCCAGGCAACUUCCCUCCACCUCACCUACUAAAUGGGUUUCCCAGGGGUGCACCAUUGCCACCUCAGCCCAGCAAUCAUGCAGCUAGCUUUGUCCAGGAUGCAAACCCAAUGCAAGGUUUUCCAUUUGGUCACCGUAACCCAAACUUUGGCACCCUUGGAAUGCCCUUGCCAGCUCAUGAUGGUGGUGGUGCAAGUAAUAAUCCAGAUGCUCUCCAAAGGCUUCUCGAGAUGGAACUCAGAUCAAACCCGAAGCAAGUGAACCCUUUUGCCAUUGCUGGGCAUAACCAGGGAUACGGUCAUGAGCUAGACACAGGCUUUAGGUAUAAUAGAUAGUGGAUCGUGAUUGUGACCAUGUUUAUGGCGAUGUAAUCAUCUUUUCGCGCAGAUCAUAAACUCAUUGCAUGGAGGAUGGGUUUAAAGUGCAUGAUUGUAAGAAGUAUUAGCUGGAGAUAAAUGUGAUUUAUGAAUUUCAUCUUCAA